Molecule: messenger RNA, 888 nt
Organism: Leptomonas pyrrhocoris
Lineage: Eukaryota; Euglenozoa; Kinetoplastea; Trypanosomatida; Trypanosomatidae
Exons: 1
Coding region: 1-888 (295 amino acids)
Biological process (GO): mitochondrial protein processing; mitochondrial proton-transporting ATP synthase complex assembly
Cellular component (GO): extrinsic component of mitochondrial inner membrane
Molecular function (GO): metalloendopeptidase activity
Source: RefSeq, a predicted model, not a curated record
AUGACGGAUGCGCACCGUCCCGAACCGCUGCCAGCGAAGGGGCGUGAGGACGCCACGGCUGAGGUCAACGUCGACAACCUCUACAGCCCGCACGAUGUCUGCGAAGGCGCAGUGGAGUACGUCCUGCGCAACGUAAAUACGGUGCAGUACAUGAUCAAGAGCAUCGAAGAGAUCGCUGGGGCUCCGUUUCGGCGCGAUCGCAUCAAGUGUCUUCCACUGGUGCCGCACAGUGAGGCUGCGCACGACGCACACGGCCUGACGCCUGAUCGCGUGUUGGCGGGGUACAUGUGGCGUAGUGCUCGCGCGGAUUGCAAAGCAAAGGAUGUGGUACUGUUAGAGGACCACAUUAUCCGUCUCUUUAACACGAAGCACGCCGAGGCGUUUCUUAAGAAGAAAGACAGCGCACCAACUUCGUCGUCGUCAUCAUCGUCGUCCAACCCGCUUGCUCAGACACCGCUGUCCUCGUCUUCUCAGUUGCUGCAGCAGCUGCUCGUCGCGUCUCAGCAGCCCGUGCUACACCAGGUGGAGCGCAACCUCCGCCACGAGCUCAUCCACGCCUUUGACGACGCACGCGGCACUGUCGAAAGCGCCGACUGCCUGCAUCAAGCCUGCAGCGAAAUUCGCGCUGCUCGCCUGAGCGGGGACUGCUUUGUGGGCCAAGAAAUGCGCAAGGGCCGCUUUAACUUUUUCGAAGGGGGCCAGAAAUGCGUGCAUCGGCGUGCCGUGAUGGCGGUGGAGCGCAACCCGGUCUGCCGCGGCUUCUCGCAGCGUGCGGUGGAUACGGUCAUGGCAAAGUGUUACUCGGACUACGAGCCGUUCGCCGCACCUGUGUACUCUCUCGGCAGUUACGGUGAUACGCAAUUCCCCAACGGGACACUAAAGUUGUGA